AAUGUGUCUGUUUCAUUUUGUUUCAGAGUCACCAACAACAUGACAUCAGAAAACCACACAGAUGUCUCAGGAUUCCUCCUCUUGGGCCUCUCUGAGGAUCCAGAAUUGCAGCCCUUGCUCUUUGGACUCUUCCUGUCCAUGUACCUGGUCACUGUGCUUGGGAAUCUGCUCAUCAUCCUGGCUGUCAUCUCUGACCCCCACCUCCACACUCCCAUGUACUUCUUCCUCUCCAUACUGUCCUUUGUUGACAUCUCUUUCACCUCCACCAUAGUCCCCAAGAUGCUGUUGAAUAUCCAGACAGAGAACAAAGCCAUAAGUUACACAGGCUGCCUUACUCAGGUAUUUUUUUUCAUAGUUUUUGUAUGUAUGGACAAUUUACUCCUGACUGUGAUGGCCUAUGACCGGUUUGUGGCCAUCUGCCACCCUCUAUAUUACAUGGUCAUCAUGAACCCCUGCCUCUGUGGCCUGCUGAUUCUACUGUCUUUGUUCAUUAGCAUCAUGAAUGCCCUGCUCCACAGUCUGAUGGUGUUGCGUCUGUCCUUCUGCACAGACCUGGAAAUCCCUCACUUCUUCUGCGAACUUGCUCAGAUCCUCAAGCUUGCCUGUUCUGAUACCCUCAUCAAUAACAUCCUGGUGUAUUUAGAGACUAGUCUGUUGGGUGUGGGUCCUCUCUCUGGGAUCAUUUUCUCUUACAUUCGAAUUGUCUCCUCCAUCCUGAGAAUCCCAUCAACUGGUGGCAAGUGUAAGUCUUUUUCCAUCUGUGGGUCUCACCUCUCUGUUGUUUCCUUGUUCUAUGGGACGUGUGUUGGUGUCUACCUUAGCUCUGCGGCUACUCUGUCCUCCAGGAGGAGAGCAGCAGUGGCCUCAGUGAUGUACACCAUAGUCACUCCCAUGAUGAACCCCUUUAUCUACAGCCUGAGGAACAGGGACAUGAAAAGGGCCUUGAGGAAACUUAUCUCUGCAAUACCUUCCUUUUUGUGGUUGUGUCAUCUGCCUUGCAUGUGGGCCUCUAGAACAAGUCAAAAGAAAUGA
Messenger RNA from Trichechus manatus latirostris (Florida manatee), 1032 nucleotides. RefSeq names its product olfactory receptor 7G3-like. The coding region runs from base 40 to 1032 and encodes 330 amino acids. Gene Ontology annotation, cellular component: plasma membrane. Lineage: Eukaryota; Metazoa; Chordata; Mammalia; Sirenia; Trichechidae. The transcript has a single exon. The record is from RefSeq and is a predicted model, not a curated record. Gene Ontology annotation, biological process: G protein-coupled receptor signaling pathway. Gene Ontology annotation, molecular function: G protein-coupled receptor activity; olfactory receptor activity.